GGUCGCUCGUUCGCUCGCGCUCUUGGCCGUUUCCUGCUCGGAGCGCGUACGGCGUCGUGUGCUUCCGUCCCGGCCCCUCCCCCUCAAUCCUUUUCUUUCUCGCGUGUCAGACGGCGGCGGCGCGAGCGCGGCUCCCUUGGCGGAGGAGGGCUCGAAGGGGACUGAGCCGCGGUGGGAGGCCCCGGCGCCGGGCCCGUUUCGGAAGCCGAGGGGGCGGCGGCCGGCAGUUGGGCGAGUCGGUUCCGUCGGUGAAUUCGUCAGCUAGCCGCGGCAGCAAAAUGAGCAUCGAGAUCCCGCCGGGUUUGACGGAGCUGCUGCAGGGCUAUACCGUGGAGGUGUUGCGGCACCGGCCGCCGGAUCUCCUGGACUUCGCCGCCGAAUACUUCAGUCGUCUGAGGGAUUCCCGCGACCAGCAGCUGCGCGAGGGGGCGGCCGCCAGGGGCAAAGGAGUCAACUUCGAUGGGGAGCCUAUGCAGACCGAGUCAAAUGGCGAGGAGCCGCGGAGGGAGUCUGCCGAGGAGGAAUCGGAUUCCGACUUCGAGCCUCCUGUUAUUAGCAAAUUUAACCGAAGAGUAUCAGUCUGUGCGGAAGCCUUCAACCCAGACGAAGAGGACGAAGAUACAGAACCAAGGGUAGUUCAUCCAAAAACAGAUGAGCAGAGAUGCAGAUUGCAGGAAGCCUGUAAAGAUAUUCUCCUCUUCAAAAACCUAGAUCAGGAACAGUUGUCACAAGUUUUGGAUGCCAUGUUUGAAAGGAAAGUGCAACCUCAGGAACAUGUAAUUGACCAAGGAGAUGAUGGAGACAACUUUUAUGUCAUUGAAGAGGGAUCAUAUGAUAUUUUUGUAUCACGAGAAGGCCAAACUCGCUGUGUUGGCCGCUACGAUAAUCAUGGCAGUUUCGGGGAACUCGCCUUGAUGUACAACACUCCUAGAGCUGCAACAAUUGUUGCAAUAACAGAAGGAGCCCUUUGGGGACUGGAUCGAGUAACAUUCAGAAGAAUUAUUUUGAAAAAUAAUGCAAAGAAAAGGAAAACAUAUGAACUAUUUAUUGAAUCAGUGCCUCUUCUUAAGUCACUGGAGCCAUCAGAGCGAAUGAAAAUUGUUGAUGUAAUAGGAGAAAAGGCAUAUCAAGAUGGAGAACGCAUCAUUGCUCAGGGUGAUAAGGCAGAGAGUUUUUUCAUUGUAGAAUCUGGUGAAGUAAAGAUCAUGAUUAAAAGCAAGACUGUCACGGCAAAAGAUGCAAACCAAGAGGUAGAAAUUGCUCGAUGUCAAAAAGGACAGUAUUUUGGAGAGCUUGCACUUGUUACCAACAAACCAAGAGCAGCCUCUGCCUAUGCUGUCGGGGAAGUCAAAUGUUUAGUUAUGGAUGUGCAAGCAUUUGAGCGGUUACUUGGUCCCUGCAUGGACAUUAUGAAGAGGAAUAUAACCCAUUAUGAAGAGCAGCUGGUGGCAUUGUUUGGUUCAAGCAUGGACCUGAUUGAUCCAGGCAAUUAGGCACAGAGUGCAUCAAUGCCUUCUCAGUUCAAGACAUAGAAAAGUCUCCUAUUAGUAACAGCGCAGCACCACACAAAUGAAAAAAAAGGACACUACAGGACAGUGGCUGUUGGUGUCUUCUUGGGCAUUUUUUUAGAAACCUACGCAGGUCUCAGCAUAGCUGGAGGGUUCAGGGCUCACUCCAGGCCUCCGCUUUGCUGCUGAAAUUUUGUUAUUAGACCUAGCUUACUGCUGAGUCUCUUAAUCCUCUUUUCACAUUGCUUGGUUCAGAAUGGCAUGUCUCUCCCAACAAUUCAAGUGCCUGAUACUAAAGAUAUGGAGCAAUCUAUUUGUUGUUCUUGUUAAAAAAGGAAGAACAAACUUUGAAAUCAGAGAUUUGGAUAGUCGGUGGCUGUUCCUACACUUGGAAACAGCCACCUUCUUAACAUUACCUUCUUUUUGACAAUUUUUGUCCUCACAUGAUCAGAAUCUGAUUUUAAUAAUGAUACAUUUGGAUUUGAAUGUCAAAAAGGAUGAGAAGUUUGCAGAGACAGCGAGUUAACCAGUUCUGAGUUUUUCAUGUUCUUUUCUGGAAAUGGGAGCAUUGCAGUUUAAAGAUGAAGGGUUCCAAAGGAACCUGGUUGAUAAAUAAUGAACAGUGAAGUAAAAUGCUGAAUUAUGAGCCGUGUCUUAAGCAGAGUUUCAAGGCUCCAGUGAAUUUGAAUCAUAGGCCAUGAGAUCCAGGGGACAGAUGUGUGGUCUGGUGGGGAACAGGAGAAGCUUACCCAAAUUUCUGAUCAUGGAGAUUCUUGGUACUUCUAGAUUUCGCAUGGCAUUGCCAUUGGCAAAAUCUGUUUUAAUGCUUUUUUAAAAAAGAAAAAAGGGUUGGUUUUUUUGUAACUUAAGGAAUAUUUAUGUACUAACGGGCUCCAUCAUACUGUAAUAUUUUACAAUAUUAUGUAAUGUAAUUGGGUAUACACUUUCCAGCUACAACACCUAUUUGCUAAAUCCUUUUUGAAAAUUAGCAGCAUUUUACUUCAAAAAUGAUUUUUGAAAAGCUACAAUGGAAAAUUAUCUCAUCUCUGGGCAACUAAUAUUGUAUUGGAGGCACUUUUUGGAAUGCAGGUUCAUUUAGCUGCAUUUCUCUAAAAUCUUGGUUGAAUCAGCAAAUAGCUGUCAGUUUAUAUAUAAUUACUGAAGUAACAUCUUUCUUAAGUUUUAUCCAAGUAUUAACUGUGUAAGAAAUUACCAUAAAAAUUAGUCUAAAUGUAGCACCAGAAAUUCUUAGGGAAGAAAGGUAUUGAUCCUGUAUGAAAUUGCAUCAGUUGCCAAUUCCAUUAUCAGUGUUUCUCAACUUAUGUAUUUUGGAAAUAAAUUUUCAUUAAUUGUGGAUUUUCAGCUGAUAGAAUAAGUCAAAAUGUAGUAAUUGUGCCAUCAAAAUUUGAAAUAAUUCAACCAUUCUGAAUUCCCAUUGGAAAUGCUGUAAAUCCAAUUCAUCGGUUGCCUUUUAGCCUGGAGCCUAUUACCCUCUUUUUACAAUUUCUAUUCCUAUGUUACCAAUUUAAGACUUAAUGUUUUAUAUGUUGUUGAAUCAGGAAAUAGCACUUGAGAGUAACAUCUUUUUUUUUAUAUAUAUAAUCAUUGCUACUGGAAAAUGUACUGAAGCCCUGGCCAUCAUAUUUUAUGUUUCCGAUUUUUUCCCCAGUAUCUCAAUUUAAGGUUAGCUACAGUUUGAACAUCCCAGAAGAAAAAUGCUUUAUUUAUCUAAAGAUUUUACACCAAAGAUUUUAAGUGUAUGUUUCUCAGUUUAUGCAAACUGCUUUUUGGCUGUGGAUCUGAUAAAAGGGAUUGGUGAGGAAAGGAAAAUGGUACAGCCUUUGUCGCUUGUAUAAGUAGCAAAUCAUUUUUUAAAUUUUCUCUUAAGGCUUGGCCAAGUUUCAGCUGAACCAAACAAAUGCGUUCUAGAACCACCAUUUUGGCUACAAAGGCUUUCCUCUCCUACGUUCAUCCUUUGCAAAGCAUUUCUUGCUCAAAUUCUUUUGUGUCUUUUGCAGUCUAAUGUAACUUAACAGGUUAUAGAGCUGGGGUAUUGCUUCCACCUAGUUAAAUUUAAGCUGGGGUUCUGAUAUUUUGAAGAGGAUUCUACGCUGGCAAGAAAUUAUCCAAUAAAAGUGAACUGAGGAUAUAUUCAAAGCCAUUUGCAAAACAAAGUGAAUAGGGUGAAUUAGUACUAACUUAUAUAUGUCCUGCUUAAAAAGAAAACCCUAUACUAUUUUGAAAGCAGACAAACUGAAGGGCUGAUUUGCACAAUCCCAAUCUGGGUUUAUCUUUUCAAGUGGUGCAAAAUCUUUUUAUCUGUGUGUGUUUGUGGCUGACCAACAGGUCAUACAAAUCACUUUAUUAUGAUAGAUCACUGACAUUACUGUGAUUGUUGUUUGAGAAUUCCAUCUAUAGGCCCAGUCAGAACAGAUACUUUUCUCAUCUGCUGAUGUUAAUACAAGUCCAAUUUUUGGUCACAUAGAUCUAUUGUCACACUAAAGAAAUUAUUUUUUAAAAUGAGCCAUUUGGGAUCUGUCAGAUUAGAAAUAAUUUAAAAUGUGUAACUUAAAAUGAUUAGUUGUGCGGUAUUUGCAGUGAAAACUAGAGAAAUCAUGUAAACAUCUGCUCCUUUCUUUGUGGAUUUCCCCUCACCUUGCAAAUCCAGCUGGAUUUCAGCAAGGUCAGCUGUGAAUAGUUCAUCUCCAUCCUUGAAUCCCUCCUUUAACUUGGCUCCAUUAACUUCUUAUGAUGAACACCAGUUUAAAAUGUUGCGUGAUAUUCUUUCUUAGGGGAAAAAGGAAUCUGCCGUUCAUUCACAUAGGGUAAUUGGUGAUGUCUAGCUUUAAUAAGAGAACUCAGCAGCAAAGUGGCUAACCAGAGUGGUGUUUUCUGAGACUGUCUUUUUAAACUCGCUUAUCAUUUUUGAGGUUUCUGGGAAGAGCUUAUAGUGCCCUACUCUUAAGAUAUGUUUGUUAAUGUCACAGCACAAAUUUUCACAAUGUAUUAAAAUGAAAAGCAUUUCUAAAACAAAUCAGCAAGAAAGUGCAGCUUCGAGGGGGAAAAAACCCAACACCCAUUUUGUCAUCUUUUUUUCUUGAAAUGUCUUUGUAAAAUUAGUUUGACAAAAAAUACAAGUUUUCUGGUCUUUU
Python bivittatus (Burmese python) is the source of this 4660-nucleotide messenger RNA. RefSeq names its product protein kinase cAMP-dependent type II regulatory subunit alpha (gene PRKAR2A). NCBI's taxonomy places the organism in Eukaryota, Metazoa, Chordata, Lepidosauria, Squamata, Pythonidae. Gene Ontology annotation, molecular function: cAMP binding; cAMP-dependent protein kinase inhibitor activity; protein kinase A catalytic subunit binding. Gene Ontology annotation, biological process: negative regulation of cAMP-dependent protein kinase activity. Gene Ontology annotation, cellular component: cAMP-dependent protein kinase complex; cytosol. The record is from RefSeq and is a predicted model, not a curated record.